GAAAAUGCGACGUCAUUCGUUCGGCAUUUCCGAUAUCGCGGAGCCACCGAGGGCCGCACGAGCGAAGUCAAACCUUUGACUUUUCUACGAUAAAUUCCAGAGCUCGCGAUCGCGACGCCACCCCGUGGGUCUCUCUUCGUCAUCGUCAUCGUCUUCUUGUUCGCAAUGCCUCGUCGCCGCCGGCCGCCGCCCUUCCUCCUCCUCCUCCUCCUCGGCCUCGCGGCGUUCGCCGUCGCGCGCGUCGCCUCGCACCAGGAGUCCGGCGAGUGGCGGUGCGAGUCCGACUCGGCGGAGAUCCGGCUCCAGGCCGAGUUCAGGCCCGGGGUCGUCGCCGUCGACGGCCACCCCGGCGACUGGGACGCCGUCGACGGGUCCGAGUUCGCGCUCCUCCCGGCUCUCGACCCCGACGCCGAUAAGGAGUUCAAUGGCGGGAAGAUGACCGUUAAGGCUCUCCACGACGGCAAAGACGUGUUCUUCUUGUUGCAAGUGGAUGGCGAUUAUGUGUACUCUCCAGGCAACAGUAACAAAUGCCCCUCAGUUGCUCUCAUGUUCCAGAUCGGUGAAAGUGCUACCUAUCAUGAUAUGGGCGGGUGUAAGGAAGGAAAAGACACUUGCACCAGCAAGACAUGUAAAGGCCAUGAAGUUGACAUGAUGCACUUUUCAAUUGGAAAUGCCAUACCGGGAAGACUCUAUGGUGGAAAUCCUAUUGAUAAUGCUGAAGGAAAUGGUGGCGACAGGUUUGGCCAUUUGGUUGAUCUUUAUGCUUGGACCCCACACUGCAGAUAUCUGGAUGGAACUGGGCCUUCAGGAAAUGAUUCCAGUGCGCAGAACAACUGGAGAGGUGCAUGGUGGCACAGCAGCUUGUCUUUACAGUCUGGUUUUGUCCAAGAAGACAGUCCAUAUGGAUCAGAUGGUGGAAAGGGCACAUAUUACUUUGAAUUUUCAAGGCCUUUGAGAACAAUGGAUCGCCUUCAACAGGAUGUUCAGUUCACAAUUGGCGAAUCGAGCAAAGUAUCAGCGGCAUUCUGGUAUCCUGUCGACGGGACUCCAUGGCACGGAUCGGGGCACUUCACAAUUAAUUGUGACUGGGUUUCCUUGGAUAUUACUUCAGCAGGGUCACUGCUCACCAAGUCAACAUCGACAAGUUCCUGGGACGUGGCAAGCAUGUUCUCCUUGCUGUUCUCUGUGAUCGCUUUGUGCCUGUCGAUUUUUGCCAUCUACCGCCUUUCGAGACCUAGAAGUUUCCAGUUUUCUCCCGUGGAAGUAUCUAUGGAAUAAUCAUCUGGGUAGUGUUGGCAAUAUCGUUUGCAAGUCAAGGUGGUCAAUCCUUCCACAGAAUCGAACAGCUUUGCUUCCAUACCGAAUUUUUGUGUCGACGUUUGAUCUUCAGGUAGUAUAUUCAAUGUUCACAAUACAGACUGCGUCAUGUAUAUGGUCAUCUUGUUGAUAUGAAAGCAUAAUAUCAUUUGGCUUGGUUGAGACUGUAGUUUUCGAUUUAUACUCUUUAUAUUUACAAAAAAUGGUUAUCUUCUUCUUC
Molecule: messenger RNA, 1537 nt
Organism: Eucalyptus grandis
Lineage: Eukaryota; Viridiplantae; Streptophyta; Magnoliopsida; Myrtales; Myrtaceae
Exons: 8
Coding region: 166-1278 (370 amino acids)
Molecular function (GO): heme binding
Source: RefSeq, a predicted model, not a curated record